AAAUCAAAAUAGAAGUUGCUAAUCUCUUUCAUAUUUAUGUGCUUGAAGUUCUUUAGAUUUUAGAAAUGUGUGGUAAAGUAUAAUAUUAAAAAUAAUUAAAAGAUAUUCUUUUUUUCUUAUGUGAGAAACUAACAGAUUUUGUGAAAAGGAAAGAAAGAGACAGAUGCUUUUGUCAUGCUUACCACCUUUAUCCGUUGAAAAAUCUUCCACCGUAGACCCAAAGAUAUAUAAUUUGUAUACUUUAUCCUUUUAAGUUUGUGACAAAAAAAAAAGAAUCCUUUUAAGUUUUCUUCUUCUUAUAAAGAGAUGUGUAGACACAAAACAUUUUCAGAUUUUUCAAGCUUUCUUCUUCUAUCUGUGGAGGGGACCAGAUAAUCAAUCAGUAUACACAUAUAUUGGUCCGGUUCCACUUUUCUUGAUAAUAGAAUAGCUUUGGUUUCUCCAUUUGAGUUGAUUCUGGUUUUUGUAAAUCAACUAUCAUGAUCAAUUCCCAAGAAGAAUGGAUACUUAUACGUCUAUCGUCGUGAUCCUAUGCAUCGCUUUAUUUGCAAUCAAUCUAAUUUUUGCUUGUUUCACUUGCUUCUCCAUUCUUCAUAGCUUCAUGACAGAGACAACAAACCAGGAUUUUAGUGAUCUCAGGAAGAAUCUUAUUGAAUCGGAAGAAGCUAAACCAGAUGAUGAGAAGGUAAUGAUCAUUGCAGUCUCAAGUAACCAAGGAUUCUCUGGCUCUAUGGAUGGUGAUGAUUGUGGCCAAGAUUGCUCCCAUGAUAUAUGUGCUUGUUGAACAAAGGUAGAGAGUAUUACAUCUUAUGCAUCGGAAUCCAGAAAUGUUUUUUUUUUUCAUUUUAUAUCACGAGAAAUAGUAAUCUGAACAUGUAUUAUACUAUUUUAUGUGUAAUGUAUCCCCAUGUUUUAAUAUAGUUUGAACAUAUAUGUAUUAUACUAUACAUCAAACUCUCUAAUGAA
Messenger RNA from Brassica rapa (field mustard), 966 nucleotides. RefSeq lists its product as uncharacterized. The record is from RefSeq and is a predicted model, not a curated record. NCBI's taxonomy places the organism in Eukaryota, Viridiplantae, Streptophyta, Magnoliopsida, Brassicales, Brassicaceae.